AUGAUUAGCGAGCCGGAGAUCGCUCCAUCCCAACUUGAUCCGGUCACAGAGGACAACCAGAGAAUCAAACCCAACGAACUACCGGCCCGACCGCUGCGACCCCUGGCCCCGAAGCCCGUAGACGCGGAGCCAAUAGAACGACCGACCACACCAUUGCAAACCCCACCCCUGACUGGCAACCACACGGCCCGAUGGAUCCGGGAAAUUCAGCACCUAGAGGCUCGUGGGAUCCACCGACAGCACCCUGCGCAAGAGGCCCGUCCGGAUCCUCGGCUCUUUACCGACUGGCUUCGAUUCCUGGAUGGCCGUUAUCUUCGGGUGUUGGCCGAAGCGUCCGCGCCAGACCCUGGCUGGCUGCAGAGCCAUCCAGGUCUGCAAUCUUUCUGGCCAGGAGCGCUAUGGGACGAUAAGGAGUUAGUCCUAGAUAAGCCCGCAGGGAGCAUCCAGCAGAUGUCGGUUAAUAUUUUAGACCUGGUUAUUACAUCGUUUAACCGGGUCCUUAACCGAGCCCUGGACAGCUUAGCGUCCACCCAUCCGCCAAUCCGUCGUCUAUUCCGCAGCUCAUCGCAGACCGGUUUGAGUGCGGUGGAACUCGACCGGCAGCAGCCAAAGACGCUCCAACGCUAUCGCCGCGUAUGGCGGCGGUAUCUAGCCUGGAUGGUACGCGGAGCCCCUCUGACUGACCAAGAGCGCACGGAGAUCCUCGGCCUCCGGUUAGACAAGUAUAAGCAGGAGCAUCUUACCCGGAUCUGGGACACCCUCCAGGCAUACCUGGCUCAUCCGGAAGAAACCCUCGCAGCGGGCCACUUCCUUCAACGAAUGGAGCAAACUAAUACUCGGCAGCAGGCAGUUAAGCGCGCCUAUAAUCGGAGUAACCUGGAUACCGCCUCAGAACCUGAAUCGCCAAUCCCGUCUAUGGGUAACGGCGCCAACCUGGAUCAAACGAGCCGGAGGGGCGUGCCUCAGCUUCCACCGGAAUAUCAGCGGUGGCUGGAUAAGAUGGUCUUUUCGCUCUGUAUAAGCAGUAUUAGCACUCGUGCUAUCCAGCAGACUGGCAACAAAUUUGACAGCAGUCUAGUUGUACUAACAGCCGUGCUUGCAAUUUACCCUGUCCAUCUCACUGUGGCCGGUCCAUAUAGCUACACCAGCGACCUGGCUGCCAUCCUCUGGAUUUCACGGCUGCUUCUGCUGGAGUAUGCACUGCCCGCCAAGCCAUACCACUUUAUUAAUAACGUGCCGGUCCGUGACCAGUAUCGGAACUGA
This is a messenger RNA of Aspergillus tanneri, 1263 nucleotides long. RefSeq lists its product as uncharacterized. Lineage: Eukaryota; Fungi; Ascomycota; Eurotiomycetes; Eurotiales; Aspergillaceae. The record is from RefSeq and is a predicted model, not a curated record. The transcript has 6 exons. The coding region runs from base 1 to 1263 and encodes 420 amino acids.